Molecule: messenger RNA, 1326 nt
Organism: Phytophthora sojae
Lineage: Eukaryota; Oomycota; Peronosporomycetes; Peronosporales; Peronosporaceae
Exons: 4
Coding region: 1-1326 (441 amino acids)
Source: RefSeq, a predicted model, not a curated record
AUGACUAUUUCGACAACGACAAGCAGUAAACACAAGACUACAGUACUCAGGACAGCAACGGCUCAGGCAUUUCGGCUCAAACUUACUGCUGUGGCUUCUACAACUACGAACGCGCCACCACUGCCCCGAUCCGCUAGCAGUACGCACAAGACAAUCGGCAAGGGCAGCCACUACGACAACAGAGGCAAGCUCGGGCUUUACGUUCUGUUCCGUUCGCUUUCGGUGACUACGACUACGACUCCGGCAGCAAGCUGCACGUGCAGUUUCGCCCGUCUAUUACGACUAACUGCGACAUCAGCAGCGGGCUCUACGUGGGGCUCCGUUCACUUUCACCAACUGCAACUCGGUAUCGAUCACUCUCACGACAACUAUUACGACGUCGGCAGCGGCCUGGACACGCAGCCCCGCUUGCUGUCGAAGGCUACCAUCUUAUUUUCGUCCCUGCACUACGACUACAAGUUGAACAUCGGGCUGGUCGUGCCGCUCCACGAAUUGACCGAGAGCGUUCCUCUGCUCAUUGAUCCGUCAGCCAAGUACUCAGCGCCGGCCAAGACACCGUGCUCCCCGACGUCUCCGGAAACGAUCCGCCAGCGAACCACCCCAAACCCAGCUUACGGCACCAGCGACUCCCAGGACCCCGAAACCAGCCAAACCUACCCGACUACUCCUGACGACCAGUACAGCCCAAGCACCGAGGCUGCGGACGCCCAGCACUACCAGAUCAUCGAGCUCCCGGAGAAGCAGGAGACAAUCCCCUACCAGCCGCAGCCCGAUGUACCUGCUACGGGUGUAUACUGGAACAGCGGAGGACGCGAGUCGGACCGGUUCAACGAUGACAACGGCCGUGACAGGCGCCACCACCACCGCCGUCCCGCACGCACCGUGGACUACCAGAACUACGCGAAGACCGACACUCCGGAGGACACCCCCUACCAGCCGCAGCCUGCUACACGUAGACGCUGCAACCAUGGUGGACGCGAGUCUGGCCGCUUCGAGGAUGACAACGGCCGUGCUACGCCAUCUACGGGUAGACGCUGGAACCAUGGUGGACGCGAGUCUGGCCGCUUCAGCAACGACAACGGCCGUGACGGACGGCACGACCACCGCCGUCAACCCGCGCGUACUGAGGACUACCGUGGACCUGGUAGAUAUGAUCGGCCGAACCGACCGGGUCCGGUCGGUGACAAGCAAUAUGUAAAGCCGGAGUACGCACACAAGCACGACCCGAAGCCGGAGGACAAGAAGAGGGUGGGUCCACCUCGCGACGACCCCCCGAAGCCGCAACUUCGCUCGGCUGGUGGACCUGGUGCCUACCCGGCGCAGUAG